Molecule: messenger RNA, 1029 nt
Organism: Spea bombifrons (plains spadefoot toad)
Lineage: Eukaryota; Metazoa; Chordata; Amphibia; Anura; Pelobatidae
Product: motile sperm domain-containing protein 1-like
Exons: 5
Coding region: 70-756 (228 amino acids)
Cellular component (GO): cytoplasm
Source: RefSeq, a predicted model, not a curated record
GCCGGUGAAGGCUGUGCCGGUGAAGGCUGUGCCCGUCAUGCCCGCUGAUGCCCCCCGCACGUAGCGGUCAUGCAGAGGGGGGUCCCCGGCCGGGCGGAGGAGGAGGAUGAGAAGAGAGGCAGCGCGGGGCUCCCCCUGCCCUCCACCUCCCGCUCCCCGCUCCCCGUCUUCGUCUUUCCUCCCGCGUUGGACUUCUUCGCCGACGACCAGAGCAGCCACAAGCAGGUCCUCACCAUCUACAACCCCUUCCCCCGUGUGCUGCGGUACAAAGUCCUUUCCACGGCCCCCUCCCGUUACGUGGUAACCGAUGCCGACGGCGCCGUCCGACCCAACUCCUGCAUUGACAUAGUCAUUCGGCACAGGGAUGCCCACCCUCGCCACUGCGGGACCACCGAUAAGUUCCGGGUGGAGGUCUGGGAGGAGGGCGCAGGCCGGGGCCCCGCGGGGAGGAAGGAUAUCGCCGCCGCUCUGCACCGCACCAAACCGCAAGCACGAGAAAGAGGAGCGCGGGAUCCGGGGCUCUGGCGUCCGCCCUCGCGCAUCUUCCCCACGCGGCAGGGGUUCCCGCGGCCGCUCUCUCCGGGCCUCUUCGGCCUCUACGUCCUGGUCGGGCUGGCGUCCCUGUUGGUUCUCAUGCUCCCGUUACACGGAGACCCGCGGAGCGUGCUACACGAGAACCUCCACGUGUCUGUCGUGCAGAAGCUGGUGGCGGCCUACGUGUUGGGUCUCCUCACCAUGGUUUUCCUGCAGGGGUGACAGGAGAGCGGCCCCCUCCCCCACGCUUCAGCCGUCUUCAGACACGCGUGUUCAUGGAACGGGCUGGAUGACUUUAUACGAUAUUGUAGCGUGUAUCUAUGACAUGUAUUCCUGUGUAUACGAACACGCGACGUACUCAUCUCCACGUAUUAUACAUACAUUGCAGCUCCGAGUGUGAGUGUGAGUGUGAGUACGGACGCUCCCGCAGAACGGGCUAAAUGUUAAAAAUAUCGGAAAGCAUUGAAUUUUGUAAAAAUAAAAUAUGCCGGAGCA